Diceros bicornis minor is the source of this 2984-nucleotide messenger RNA. RefSeq names its product magnesium transporter 1 (gene MAGT1). The coding region runs from base 6 to 1109 and encodes 367 amino acids. The transcript is spliced from 10 exons. Gene Ontology annotation, cellular component: oligosaccharyltransferase complex. The record is from RefSeq and is a predicted model, not a curated record. Lineage: Eukaryota; Metazoa; Chordata; Mammalia; Perissodactyla; Rhinocerotidae.
GACCAAUGAGGAGGGGCAAGGGACUGGUUUGUGCGUUCUCACGCCCAACCCUCAGACCCAGCCCGGGGAAAGUUUCGCUUCUGGGAGGGACAGGAGCGAACAUGGCAGCGCGUUGGUGGCUUUGGUGUGUUUCUGCGACCGUGGCGGUGGCGCUGCUGCUCAUUUACGGGGUUCCCUCAGCAUCUGCCCAAAGAAAGAAGGAGAUGGUGUUAUCUGAAAAGGUUAGUCAACUGAUGGAAUGGACCAAUAAAAGACCUGUAAUAAGGAUGAAUGGAGACAAGUUUCGUCGCCUUGUUAAAGCCCCACCAAGAAACUACUCCGUUAUUGUCAUGUUCACUGCUCUCCAGCUUCAUAGACAAUGUGUUGUGUGCAAGCAAGCUGAUGAAGAAUUCCAGAUCCUGGCAAAUUCCUGGCGAUACUCCAGUGCAUUUACCAACAGGAUAUUUUUUGCUAUGGUGGAUUUUGAUGAAGGCUCUGAUGUAUUUCAGAUGCUAAACAUGAAUUCAGCUCCAACUUUCAUCAACUUUCCUGCAAAAGGGAAACCCAAACGGGGUGAUACAUAUGAGUUGCAAGUGCGCGGUUUUUCAGCUGAGCAGAUUGCCCGGUGGAUUGCUGACAGAACCGAUGUCAAUAUUAGAGUAAUUAGACCCCCAAAUUACGCUGGUCCCCUUAUGUUGGGAUUGCUUUUGGCUAUUAUUGGUGGACUGGUGUAUCUUCGAAGAAGCAAUAUGGAAUUUCUCUUUAAUAAAACUGGAUGGGCUUUUGCAGCUUUGUGUUUUGUGCUUGCUAUGACAUCUGGUCAAAUGUGGAACCAUAUAAGAGGACCACCAUAUGCUCAUAAGAAUCCUCACACGGGACAUGUGAAUUAUAUCCAUGGAAGCAGCCAAGCCCAGUUUGUAGCUGAAACACACAUUGUUCUUCUGUUUAACGGUGGGGUUACCUUAGGGAUGGUGCUUUUAUGUGAAGCUGCUACAUCUGACAUGGAUAUUGGAAAGCGAAAGAUAAUGUGUGUGGCUGGUAUUGGACUUGUUGUAUUAUUCUUCAGUUGGAUGCUCUCUAUUUUCAGAUCUAAAUAUCAUGGAUAUCCAUAUAGCUUUCUGAUGAGUUAAAAAGGACCCCAGAGAUAUGUAGACACUGGAGGAAUGGAAAUUGGAAAAUGAAAAUGUGUGUGUGUUUGAAAAGAAGAAUGCAAUUUGUGUAUUUUGUAUUACCUCUUUUUUUCGAGUGAUUUAAAUAGUUAAUCCUUUAACCAAAGAAGAUGUGUAGUGCCUUAACAAGCAAUUUCCUGUCAAAAUCAUGAAGUAUUUGGAUACGAUUCUCCUUUUAAUCUUCCCUUCCCAGUGAAUUUUAUGGAACAUUUAUUUUAGUAGAAUCAAGUAUAUUAUAACUUUAAAACUACUUCAUUUUAAUUAGAACAAAGUUCAAAACUGCUUAGUUAACUUUUGGCCAUCUGACUUUAUAUUAUUAUCUUCAGAGUACACAUCUAGCCUUUAGAAAAAAAGACUAGCCAGUCAUCCUCUUCCUUCAUCUUUCCUACUGAAAUAUAGUGCUAUCUAUGCUUCUUGGUGGCUGUAGACAUUAAAAAGUAUCUCUAAAUACAGGAAUAUGAUUUCUGCAUGAGUGUGGUGUUAACUAUGUUGUAUUUGGAAAGAUUUUGGGUUCAUUCUGUCUCCCUAGUUUUAUUUAAGGUGGGCCCCUAUCUAAUAAAAAUGUAGCUUAAUUCUAAAAUCAGUAUAACUUGAAAAUUAUCUAAAAUGUUUCUGCAAAUUAGAGAUUGUCGUUAUUUCAUUUGUACCUAAGGAAAAAAAAAAAUAAGCUCAUCUGGUUAAGUUGAUUUCUGUAUUACAGUUACAACAUAUUUUAUUAACCCUUGUGUUUAGGAAAAGUACUCCCCUAGAUUGGGAAAAGAAAAUCAUGCAAUAUUGAGUUGUUGCGUGUGAAUAGAAUGUAAAUGUUUCUUGAAAGCUGUUCUGUUUUUGCUAUUGUUUUAGCCUUCAUUCUCUCACUUUAAGUGGAGAAACAAAGUCAACAUUUGAAGAGGUUUUGUUUGAGUUUUGUCCUUUUUUCUGUCAGUGGAAAUAACCAUAUGUGCUAACCAAAUUUCUGUGAAGAUGGCAAGUUGAGAGUUAUUGUUAGAUCCAGCUAUAACUGUCACCUCCCCCCUAGUUAUGAAGAGUAUCCUGAAAUGCCACUAUUAUGGAAAUAUGAGAAUUAUGAUUGUGGAAAAAAUUUUAAAGAAAUCUUAGAAAUAUUACAUUAAAAUAAUACUGUGACUGCCUGCUACUAUUUACCAUCUUAAUAACUCUCCCAUGUGGUCUAGAAGUCGUAUAUAAUAGAGGUUUGAAGAGAUGGAUAUAAUUGCCUAAGAAGAAAUGUUUUAUGUGGGUUUUUUGUUUUUGUUUUUUGUUAGUAGAUUUGGUGGGUGGGGGAUAUAGUUGACCUCUUACUUUUUAGUGGAGUUAAUUUUUGUUAAUUAGCCCCAUGUAAAUCGUGUGAUUCUGGAUUCCUUAUCUGCUGUUCUUGUACUUGUCUCAGGCCAAAUAAGUUUAUGCUUUGAUUCUUAUGAGACUUGUAUGAAGAUGCCCUAAUUUGUACAGACUGACAAAGGGAAUACUACUGCCAUGUAAUCUGUAUAGCUCCAGAUAAUUUUCCAUGAGCAUUGAAAGAAUGACAGUUUUUUUUGUCUUUGUUUUGUCUCCCUUAAGAGCACAUUCUUCUUCUGUAAGGAGAAAAAUUACAUUCUGGCUAAAAUUUGUAGAAAGCAGAUUUACUACACUUAGAAUAGUGUUGCUUUUCUGGAAAUUUUGAAAUUAGCUUUCAUCUGAAGUGCCUUAAGUAGAUUCUUAAUUUUCUAGUAAUGGUUUAAAUAUUAUUUGUUAUGCAUUUUUAAAACACCAUUCAAAAUGAUACGUUGUAGUGGCAAGGAUAACCAAAUGUCUGGCUGUUUGCUUUUUGACCAUAUCAAUAAACUUUUACAAUCUAAA